UUUUUUCCAGACAAAGAUUUCCAUUUGUAGCAAGCAAACACAUCCUCCUGAGCCGAUCUGAUUUGAGCCGCUAACUUUUGGCAGUUUCCCUUGAAAUAUCUGCAAAGUGCAAACGGUUACUUGCUGCCACGUUUAUUACAGGAAACAGCUUGAAGUGAAGAGUAGAGUAAUAAUUGAGUAGUAAAACGCUAACAGUUGAGGAGAGCAGAAAAUGGGCAACUCUCAAUCGUCUUCCACGAAUCCGCGAUUUGCUUUAGCAAAGAGAGCGUUCACCGAGAAGAAACUGGAAGACCUGAAAUCGAUGUUCGAUUCACUAGCUGCACAAUCUCAAAGCAAUGGAAAUUACAUUUCUCCUUCUGUUUUCAAGGGUUAUAUUGGAGUUGAAGGGCCGUUGGGUGAUAGAAUGUUCGAUUUGGUCACUCAGAAACGUAAGGAUCAAAAACUUACAUUUGAAGACCUUGUGAUUGCUAAAGGAACCUAUGAAAAAGGGACAAACAACGAUAUUGAAGAGUUUAUCUAUCAGUUGUUAGAUGUCUUUGAUGAUGGCAUUGUUGGAAGAUCUGAUCUUGAAGCUGUCUUGACUGCAGUACUCAGAAAUAUAUCUUCUCAUGAGAACCAUCCAUCUGAACCUAGUUCAGAGAGGGAAGUUCUUGAUAUUUUCCUCAAUGCCGCAAAUUUAACAACGGAUGAUAAACAAUGCGCUGAAAGUUAUAUUUCUUUUGAGGAAUUUAGAAGUUGGUGUGCCCGUCUUCCAUCAGUAAGGAAGUUUCUUGGAAGUCUGUUGUCUCCACGUGAUUCAGGCUCUGAAGUUCCUAUCCUAAUAUACCCGGAAAGUAUUGAUCCUGCUGUACUAUUGUUAAGAAAGGAAUAUGCUUGGCAUAUAGGGGGGGCCCUCCCACAAGACGAGCUGCAUGAAUGGAGACUUUUGUAUCACAGUACAGUACAUGGUCUAAGUUUCAAUACAUUCCUGGGAAAAAUUUCAGAUGACAAAGGACCAGCUUUAUUGAUAAUAAAAGACAAAGAAGGCUAUAUUUAUGGAGGUUAUGCUUCUCAACCAUGGGAGAAGCAUGCUGACUUUUAUGGGGACAUGAAGUCUUUCCUCUUCCAGCUAUACCCGAAGACAUCAGUUUACCGUCCUACUGGAGCGAACACUAAUUUACAGUGGUGUGCUAUAAAUUUUAGUUCUGAGAGCAUCCCCAAUGGCAUUGGUUUUGGAGGACGAGUGCACCACUUCGGCUUGUUCAUCUCAGCUAACUUUGACCAGGGGCAUACUUUCACCUGCACUACCUUUGGCAGUCCUAGCUUAUCAAAGACCAACCAGAUCUUCCCAGAAGUGAUAGAAUGCUGGGGAGUUGCAAUAAAAAGAGCUCAAGACGAUAAUCAUGAUCGACUUAAAGGUACUGUGUUAGACAGAUUUAAAGAGGACCGCCAUAUGCUCAACAUGGUUGGGCUUGCCAAUUCAAGUCAGUGAUGUGCCUACGUCCCCUCAUAUACAUAUUUGAAGUUGAGACACUCGUUACUUCUGCUCAAUUAGCGUGGUUUCGCUUGCAUAUUCGAGAGUUUAUCAUCUUGCAUGUAGUUUAAUUAUAUAUUGUGUUAUAUUGAUAGAUGUGUUAUCCUGUGAAAUAAAACAUCAUGUUUUACUUGAUAGCAUCUCAAAAUGUAACACUCUUUCUUCAGGUGCUUUCGGCAGUUAAAUGCCUUAUACAGUUAUACUAUUGCCCAAGUAGUUGGUUGAGCCUCGAGGGAUAGGCAAGUGUAACAAAGGAACAAAUUCAUUUGAUAUCAUACAUGUAUUUCUACA
Molecule: messenger RNA, 1804 nt
Organism: Nicotiana attenuata
Lineage: Eukaryota; Viridiplantae; Streptophyta; Magnoliopsida; Solanales; Solanaceae
Product: TLD domain-containing protein 1
Exons: 8
Coding region: 212-1471 (419 amino acids)
Source: RefSeq, a predicted model, not a curated record